AUGAAGAAAUUUGGCGCUUCACAAUUAAAGCGACUUUUCAGCAAAAGGUCAACAACGGUGCCUUUAAGCACGUCCGCCUCCGAGAACAGCAUUGCAUCCACGCAACCUGACGAUUCGGUAUCCCCCGCAUGCCCCGGUCAAUACACGCACCAAGUGGAGAAGAUCAAGAUUGGAGAAAACCAUGGAGUGGCCUUAACAGUGUCAUCCGUGCAGGAAAAGACGCAGGAGACGCCAGCGCAGAGAUGUACUGCAAACCCCGGAGAAACGACCAUUGCGGCGAAGUCCAUCUACUCAAGAGCUGUUGCACAUCGGAGUGUCGAACAGCAAGCAAUUCUCGGACGUGAUCAAUCAAUGAGAGAUCUUUUUGAGAGUCUACAGGGCCCAAUGGACGCGUACAGCAAGACUCGAUUGAAUCGAGUCAUUGAAACUGUUCAACCUUUCCUGAAGAAUGCUCAAGAUCUUGUCAAAUUUGGCGCUCUCCUGGCCAGUGUCGAGCCGGCGACCAGCACAGCAAUAUCAAUCAUCAAUCUUUUCACUACAACCUGUGUGGUCAUAUGCGAGGCUUCGACCGAGGUAUUUGAUAACUUCAAAGAUGUCGUGAGCCAAUUACGCUGGCUCAUGAGAUGUGAAAGUGCAUUGGAGCAGAAAUCCGAUGUGGACAUGGAAGAAGCACUUCUGGACGUCUAUGGAGCGCUCCUCGAUAUCUUUUUCGAGAUCCACAGCAUCUUUCUUAAAGUUCGCAACUCUAAACAUGAAGCUCCCGAGGCCCAUCCCGAUGAUCAAUCUACGGACAUCCAGAGACGGAAGAGUGUCUUAGUCCGUGUGCUCUUGGAACACAUAAAAGGCAGCCUGGCGCCAAUGCACAAGGCCUUUGCAGAGAAGUGCGACAACCUCAUCAACCUUGUCAUCGUGAACACGAAUGAAGUAAGUCAUCGGAGUCAUGCCAUUUUGAAAAAUCUGGAGAAGAAUUUGGCGAAGGCAGAAUUUCGUCCUGUGCAGGAGUUCUUGGGCGAAGUUUUCCUCAAACAAAGAGGCAAACAAAUGGACCUCGCAAAUCGCGAGGAUUCUGCGUGCGAGUGGAUAUUCCUAGAUCAAAACUUCCACACUUGGGCCACAGGGGUCGACAACAUCAAUGCAGGAGUGAACAGCAAGAUCAUUCAAAAACAGCAUGACGACAGCAGAGUGAAAGUGCUACACCUGAAAGGGUCUGUGGGCAGCGGUAAGAGCGUAACUACUGCCUAUGUUGCCGAUCUGCUUGCGAAGAAAUGGUCAGACAACAACAAUACCAACUCGUCUAUCAUUCUUCGACAUUUCUGCAGCGACGAUAAUGAAGCCAACAAGGAGAUCACCAUCAUCAAGUGUCUUCUCUCGCAGGUCCUGGCGCUGCAUCCAGACCUUACCCAAAUUAUCCUUGAUAAGCUGGACGAGAUCAAGAGCAGUCUCUAUUCGACCGACAGUAAGAUCGAAGCAUGGAAGAUCUUUUCCGGGGUCAUAGGCAGCCUGAAGGAUCGCAUAUACAUUGUCAUCGACGGUCUGGAUGAGUGUGAUACGAAGGCACGCGACUGUCUGAUCAAGUUUCUAGAGCACGUUUGCACAAGUACUUCCAACAUUCGCGUCUUUCUCUCCUCCAGGAAUUACGACUUGAACUCACUAGAUCUUGAGGCUUUCGUGCACAACAUACAACAAAGGAUAGAUCCCGAGAGAGAUGAGCGCGUCAUCCGGUUUCAAGUGAAUACGGAACUUGCCAAAGUUUCUAACACACUGAAGGAUUUUGCUGUAGCAGAGAUAUUGAAGCAAACCAAAGGCUGUGUUGUUUGGUCUACUCUCGCCAUUAGAUAUCUAAAGACGAAGAAGAUUGACACCGAGGUCAAGAUGAAGUCCCAUUUACAGAAGCUGCCACAAAAUUUGAGAGCUCUGUAUCACCGCCUCUUUGAAGCCGCACUGGAAACACAUGGCAGCGAAAAUCGCAUGAUCCUAUCAGAUUCUUUGGAAAUCAUGGCUGGUGCUUUACGCCCCUUGACGCCCAUGGAGCUAACGUGGGCAGUCACUUUGAAGGGGCUAGAUCGUGAAAGACGGCGCGACGAGAGCUCCGAGGAACUCAGCAAGGUAAAGGACGACUUUGAUAUUUUAAGCCUCCUCGGCUCUUUCCUGAUGUCAUCAUCGGACAUCAACUCCACGAAAGGAGUAAACCAUAUGCAAUUUGUGCAUCAAUCCCUCAAGGAGGCGAUCCUUGUAUGCGACCCGAAGAAGUGGAAUACCAAAGACACCGACAACGUCUCCGACUUUCGUUCAUUCGAUGAACUGUGCAGGAACCGUCGCAAGGCACUACAUCAGGUAUUGCUGGAUCUUUGCGUAGACGACAUCAUGCGUGAUGACAUCGAAUCCACUCCGAAUGACCAGGAGUAUUUGCUUAACCAGGAAUUCCGAGCUAUGGGUGGAUUUCAUGAUGAGGAUAAUGAUGCCGAAAUUUUGAAAGAUUUCAACGAAAAACGAGAGCGACUGGGCGACUUUUUCUCAUAUGCAUCGUGUCAUUGGUUUCUACAUCUUCAACAAGCCACUUUAUCCCAUCGGAGCAUUAAGAAACAUGAUCCCAGAGAUGCCAUUGAGUUUGAGCUUCUUCUCCAAUUGACGGGGGGCGAGUCGACCCGCGUCAGCAAUUGGGUUGAGCGUGCUGCAAUAGAACGAUCUUCUGAUCCCUGCGGAGUACCUCGAGACCCGCUUACAAUUGCAGUGUUCUAUGGUAAUUCCAUCCAUCUUGACCGAAUCAUGGAGGUCAAACGAGCCGUUGAUGCCGAGCUCGAUGCGAUUGCCGCUUGCGAAAUGGAAAUCAUCGACAAGGAGAAGAUCGCCAGCAAGAUUUGGGUCAGACUCAAGGAAGUUGGAUAUACAAGCUGUGCUCACAUCGAGAAUGCAUUGUACGAAGUAGUCGCUCGCGCUGUCGAUCGGCUGGACGUCUCGACCUUCAAGACCCUCACGCAAAAGGGGCUAGUGAGCACGCACCCUGCCGUGUUUGGUCUACUUUCCGACAGCUGGCUCAGAGUCAAGUCCACAGACAGAGAAGGAAGUUGGAUGAAGAUCUUCUUGGAUUUAUUCGAUGUCCUUGAGCAACAGACGGUGUUUUUCAUGUUGGAGAAUAAAGGCAAGGAUUCUGCAAACUCAGCAAAUCAAGAAACAUCUGGGAAGAUUUUCGAGAUCUUCGAGACAGCGGCCCACAAGGGAUGUCUUCCAAUGGUUGAAAAAGCCGUGGUGUUCAGUAAGAAAUAUUCGCCUGACCAUUGCACGCUCCCCGAACAUCCAUUGAAGAGUAUCGAGUUCCGAGGACCACGCAACUCGGGUCUACUUCUUGCCACUGUCGAGGACACGUAUGAAUUUACUUUUGGAGCCCUCGGUCGAGCUGCCUGGGACGACCACUUCCCAGUUGUAGAAUAUCUUCUGACCCUCGAUGGCAUCGAUCAUUACUUGAAGAAUCAUCGAGCUCUAGGUUCCAACAUAUUGCACUAUCUCGCUGCCCGUAUGAACUACAUCGACCCGCGGAUAACCAAGGUUCUAAUUGAAAGGUAUCCCGAGGCCGUCACCGAGCUCAACCCUGAGUCGCCAAUCCGGGACCUCGUCAACUUUGCUACGGACGGUCACAAGGCAAAGGCCUCUCUGGAACUCCUUAUUCGUAACAGUGGGCCCAGACUGAACGGCGAGGAGCCCAAUAUUGAACUUCUUUUCAUCGCGGCCAGACUCGGGAAGUCCGAGACAUGCCAAGCGUUGCUUGAUGUGGGUGGUCUGGACCCGUGGGAUAUAAUGCGAGUGUCGGAAGAACGACGGCUUUGUUUGAGAGCAAAUAUCCCUGGAGUUGCCGGUCCUGUUGAGCCGGACUUGGCAGGGAAAGUCGUCCAGACCUUGAGUCAGCUGGUACCAACACCAACCUAUACUGGUCAAGACAUACCUUGA
This is a messenger RNA of Dissoconium aciculare CBS 342.82, 3942 nucleotides long. RefSeq lists its product as uncharacterized. Lineage: Eukaryota; Fungi; Ascomycota; Dothideomycetes; Mycosphaerellales; Dissoconiaceae. The transcript has a single exon. The coding region runs from base 1 to 3942 and encodes 1313 amino acids. The record is from RefSeq and is a predicted model, not a curated record.